AUGGAUUUUUACAAAUGGUGUAGCGUAUUGUGCCAGCUAUGGUUGCUUCCAUCUUGGAUAACAACGAAGACAUUACCGGAAGUGGUUGGGGAAAAUGUUACAUCACAAUUAGAUAUUCUUGAAACCUCUUCUGAUUUAACAACCAUAUCAAAUUCCAAUGUGACUGAAAAUUAUGAGACAAUAUCUUCUGCUACAACAGUCAUUUCUUCCAAGACGACAACUCUGUCGAGGAAUACAAAAAUAGUAAAUCCGGACUCGAAAAUUAGUCCUUCACUACGGGAUUUUACGACAAAACCAUCAUUCCGAGAAGAAAACAUAACAGCUGUUAUUGAUAAAACAUCAGAAAAUAAAUCUUCUUUUGGUGGUUAUACGACGGUGCCGCCGUCUGACAACAGCAGUGUUGUAACUGAAACAAGUCAAAAUGUGUCAGUCAAAAUAACGAAUGUUACCGAGGGACAGAAACGUGAUAACAUGACUAAUGAAUUAGAGGGUUUCCGGGAGACUACGUCGGUGAUUUACACAACCGUAGAAAUAGACAAAAAUAGCACCUCGGUAAACAUUACCACACCCUUGAAUAUUAAGGACUUCUCCAAAACCACACCAUAUAUGGAGAGUGAGAAUGACACUUCAGCUAAUGGUUCAUCGUCUAUUUCUCCUCUGUCGAGUACCAACUCAAUGUCGAAAACGGAUGUGACGUCAUCUAGUAAGAAAAAGAAACCAUUUGUAUGGACAACUCCCCAUCCCAAUGUCAUACGACAUAUGUGGUUAGCCAAGCGAGCCAGAAGCCGGACACAUACCGGUUCACUUCAUCAUCUUAGUCUAGUUCCAAUAGAAGAUGGACCAUUUGGAAGUCUUAUUUGGAAGGACAAGAAAUACUUGAUAACAGUCCUUGUUCCCAUUGGAAUAGGCAUUAUUGGUGCCGUGUGCAUCAUUUCCAUGGCGUAUGUGGUUCGCUUCUGUCACCGGCACGAGAGGAAAAUGCAAGAAAUCCGAGAAACCAUUCAGAAGAGAUACUCAAAUCAAAAUGACCAAGUCAUUCUUCUCACAAACUCAUCAGAUGAUGAAUUUUGA
Molecule: messenger RNA, 1071 nt
Organism: Ylistrum balloti
Lineage: Eukaryota; Metazoa; Mollusca; Bivalvia; Pectinida; Pectinidae
Exons: 4
Coding region: 1-1071 (356 amino acids)
Source: RefSeq, a predicted model, not a curated record